Ceratina calcarata is the source of this 2013-nucleotide messenger RNA. RefSeq names its product peroxisomal biogenesis factor 5 (gene Pex5). The record is from RefSeq and is a predicted model, not a curated record. Gene Ontology annotation, biological process: protein import into peroxisome matrix, docking. The transcript has 8 exons. Gene Ontology annotation, cellular component: peroxisomal membrane; cytosol. Gene Ontology annotation, molecular function: protein binding. Bases 46 to 1920 code for a protein of 624 amino acids. NCBI's taxonomy places the organism in Eukaryota, Metazoa, Arthropoda, Insecta, Hymenoptera, Apidae.
UGUUUUAACUUUAAUUUAGAUUAACACUAAUAUCUAAAGAAAAAAAUGGCAUUACGCGAAUUAGUUGAGGGUGACUGUGGAGGACCUAGUUCUUUGAUUCGUUUAACAUCACAUUUUGUACGUGAUCAUGGAUUCAAAGAAGAUGGAAUACAUCAUCCCUUUGAACAUGUGGAACCUUUUCAAGCUUCAGAUGCAGAUCAGUUAGUUAAACAAUUUUUAGAAGAGAAUCCUUCAUGUCCACAAACAUUUAGAAUGGACAAUUUAUUACAAGAAAUGAGAGAAAUUGAUCAAAACAUUCACCCACCUAUAGCAGCACCAGGAGUUGCUCAAGAAUUAGCCACUGUAGAUACAGCUUGGGCUAAUCAGUAUCUGCAAUCUGGACGCCAUUUCAAUGAACAUCACACUGAUGAUAUUUGGGUUCCUGAACUGGAACAAAAUGCAAAUGUAACAGAUCUAAAACUGGAAAACCAAGAACAUGAACUGGGUUUAGACCCGAAAUGGGCUGAGGAUUAUAUGGAACAUAGUAUAGACGUUAUGGAAAGUAACAUGAAUAUGGAACAUUCGAAAAAAGAAAUAGAGAAUAAAGAUAAUCCUAAUUUUGAAUAUUCAAAAUUUAUGAAAUUUAUGAAACAAGAGGGAGAUACUCCUAUAGAAGAUCACCAACAAUCACUGCCAGAAUCACCUACUACAAGCAAAGAUUGGACAGAGGAAUAUGAAACAGAUGCUCAGAAGUCUGGAGACAACACUUCUACUGAAAAUGAAAUAACAAAUAAGGCACAAGAAGAAUUGGCAGUUGCUGGUAGUUGGAUAGAUGAAUUUGCAAAAGAAGUUUCUUCUUUAGAGGAAGUGUUAACAGAUAAUAGUGAACCUUCAAUGGUGAAACUUCAAAAUGCAUGGGAAAAGAUCUCUGACGACUUAAAAUCUAAGCAUCCAUGGCUUACAGAGUAUGAUACAUUUUAUGAUCCAUUUAAAGAAUAUGAAUUUCAAGAAGAUAAUCCAAUGAAAGAUUUGCCUGAUGCACUAGAAGAGGGUAAGAGAAGACUGGAAGCUGGAGAUUUACCAAGUGCUAUAUUGUGCUUUGAAGCAGCAGUGCAGCAAAAUGAAAAUAAUCCAGAGGCUUGGCUACUUCUUGGUAAAACUCAAGCUGAGAAUGAACAAGAUCCAUUAGCUAUUACUGCUUUAAAACGUUGUCUAAAUUUGGAUCCCGCCAAUGGUACUGCUCUCAUGGCACUUGCAGUCUCAUAUUCAAAUGAAUCUUAUCAAAACCAAGCAUGCAUAACUCUUAAAGAAUGGAUAUUAAAAAAUGAAAAAUACAAGCAUCUUUCAGUACAAAAUAAUGACGGUCUCGAGCAAAUUGCAAAGUCCGAUGUAUCAUCUAUUCUAUUUGAUGACAUGCACAAGGAAGUAAAAGAUCUUUACAUACAAGCUGCACGAAUGAAUCCAUUAAAUGAAAUAGAUCCAGAUGUGCAAUGCGGAUUAGGAGUACUUUUCACUUUAACUAUGGAAUACGAUAAAGCCAGCGAUUGUUUUCAGGCAGCGCUACAAGUGCGCCCAAAUGAUUCCAGAUUAUGGAAUAGAUUAGGAGCAACUUUAGCCAAUGGUCAGAAACCGGAAGAAUCUAUAAACGCGUACCAUCAUGCCUUAAAAUUAUCUCCUGGAUUUAUCAGAGCUCGAUAUAAUCUCGGAAUCUCCUGCAUUAAUCUUGGUGCAUAUAAAGAAGCGGGUGAACACCUUGUAAUAGCCUUAAAUCAACAAGCUGCUGGUCGCGGGAUACAUGGUGAAAGUUCACCAAAAGCGAUGUCGAAUUCCAUUUGGUCGACGUUGAGACUCGUAAUUUCGUUAUUGCACAAAUACAACUUAAAUGAAGCUAUAGAAAACAGAGAUCUAACAAGGUUGAAUAAGGAGUUUGAGAUUGUAUAAAAACCUGUAAACUUAUUGAACACGUUUGUUAAAAAGUAUGAACUCCUUUUAACUUAGUAUUUAAGAUAUCGUAAAAUAAAAUGGUUAAAAAUA